UCUUCUGUGUCAGUGUAGAGAAAUGAAAUGUUUUAUCCAUUGUCAGCAGUCCAGCUUGUGCUGAAACAGCUGAUGGAAAGAAAGAGCAGCUUGAUUAAGCUAAAUGAUUUGCCCGUGCGAUUUGGGAAGCCUCCCGAGACACAGUCUCUGUGAAUACGAUGCAGUGCUCCAGCAGAAAUGAGCAACACAAAUCCUCAACGCCAUGCCAACAUGGAGGUGCACGCAUGAAUAUUGCCUCUCUGUCUCUCGGUCUUACUCACACCCUUGCUCACUCGCAUAUUUGACAGACGCACAUGCUGUCGUGUCGCAAAUGCGCACUCAGCCUCUAACGGGAGGCAGCUGCAGACACACACACACGCACGCGCACGCACACACACACACACACAAACGCAUACACACAUGCACACGCCUGCAGCCACUGCCUGAUUAGCUUGCGAGGGCUGUCUACAGCAUCCAGGGAAAUGGCGAAAGAGGCUGAGCACUGGAGGACGAACGGCAGCCCAAAACAGCAGGAUUAGACUUUUGUUGCGUUUUUGGCCGGCUGAGGCAUGGACUGACUGGGAGCAGAGGGCUGGGCUGCGUUGCUAUCGGGAGGCGAGCUGAUCGCCUGUACGCAGGCAGUGUGCAGCCGCGAUUUGGAAAGCGGCGACUCAGACGGGCUGUUGCACCGGUAGGACUGGGCCGGGCCUUUGGAUCUGUACCGUCGGGGAGGGGCAGGCGACACAAGGAGAAAAGAGACUGUUUCUUCAGACCCGAAUUGUGGCGUGAUUCUCCCGCGGGAUCGUCUGCUCGGAGGCCUGCCUGCGUUCCUUCUCCAUUUCUUCCUGGCUGUCCCUGUCUCAUUCGCCGUGUUCUUGUUUUUCCCUUGUUGUUAUCUGCGUCCUCCUCCCUCCACCCAGCUCCUUCCUGAUGCUCCCGCUGCCAUCCAAGUUCCCUUUACCCCCACUAUUCAAAAUUACAAACCUCACCCUCCCUGUUUUCCUCAUGUCUGCCUUCUAACUAAUUUCAUUACCUUCUGCCAAGAUAAUCAGCUCUUGCAGUGUUCCCUUUUUUGUUUACAUCCCUCAAAUAAUCACAUCUUCUCCGUUAACUCCUUUCUGUGUCCUUCAGACGGUCUUGCGUUCCCCUCUGUUUUGCUCCAUCCGUACUCAUCCAUCCUCAUCCUUUUAUCCUGUGGUGACUUUAGAUUUCGGUCAGCCUGCUCUGGAAAUGGGAUAAGAUGUAGUCUCCACAGCAGCCAGAUCCAGGGGGGGCUCCUGGUCUGCCCAUCAGGGGGACCCUCAUCUGCGGAGCACACUGAAGCUGGAGCCUGACUCAGGACCGACUGGGUGCCCCGCUUUGGAGUACUGGAUGUAGACAAGGAUAUUCUGCACAGGCUGCCCCUACCCUCCACCCCUUCCCCCAUUCCCCAUUUUGGGACAGACGCCACUCUGGAGUGUCCCGGUUUGACUGGCUGUGGCCUCUCCCCACGAACCUUGACAACGCCCUCAUGCCACUGGGGCACCCGCACUGCCGCCGGCCCGCUUCACUACCGCACCUCAUACCUGUGUCGUAGGCCAAAGCCCCCAGGUUCCCUCAACAUGGGUGUGGUGGAGGCCAUCGACCCGGUGCCGUCUCAGUGCCCCUCGCCUGUACCAGGGGGCUACAGGCUGCCCCGUUCCUCCAGCUACAGUCCUCUGCAGGGGAGGCCGGGGGCAGAGCUGGACCUUAGUGCAGCCGACGGAGGCGUGAGGGAGGGAGGCGGGACAGCGGCCGAACGCAGGACGCCCUUAGUGGACCUGUUCUGCGAGACCUGCACAAGGCCCUGGCUCAUCGGGUGGUGGGACCAGUUCAAGAGGAUGUUAAACAGGGAGCUCUCCCAUUUGUCAGAGAUGAGUCGCUCAGGGAACCAAGUGUCAGAAUACAUCUCCACUACCUUUCUAGAUAAGCAAAACGAAGUGGAAAUCCCAUCUCCAACUCAGAGGGAGAGAGAGAAGCCCAUGUGCCACAUCAGCGGUGUGAAGAAGCUCACGCACAGUUCCAGCCUUUCCAACUCCACCAUGCCUCGGUUUGGCGUGAAGACGGAGCACGAGGAAGCUUUAGCCAGGGAACUGGAUGACUUGAACAAGUGGGGCCUUAAUAUCUUUCAAGUGGCAGAGUUCUCCAAUAAUCGACCCCUAAGCUGCAUCAUGUUUGCCAUUUUCCAGGAAAGAGAUCUGCUGAAGACUUUUCAGAUCCCUGUGGAUACUUUUGUCACAUAUGUGAUGACCCUGGAGGACCACUAUCACGCCAAUGUCGCCUACCACAACAGCCUUCAUGCUGCUGAUGUCACCCAGUCUACCCAUGUACUGCUAUCCACACCAGCUCUAGAUGCCGUAUUCACAGACCUAGAGAUAUUAGCAGCUUUAUUUGCCGCUGCCAUUCACGAUGUAGACCAUCCAGGAGUGUCCAACCAGUUCCUCAUAAACACAAAUUCAGAGCUGGCGCUAAUGUAUAAUGAUGAGUCUGUCUUGGAGAACCACCACCUGGCUGUGGGCUUUAAGCUGCUCCAUGAGGAGAACUGUGACAUCUUCCAGAACCUUACCAAAAGGCAGAGGCAGAGCCUGAGAAAACUUGUGAUUGAUAUGGUUUUGGCUACAGAUAUGUCCAAACACAUGAGUUUGCUGGCAGACCUCAAAACGAUGGUGGAGACCAAGAAAGUGACAAGUUCUGGAGUUCUGAUGCUCGACCACUACACCGACAGAAUACAGGUACUGAGGAAUAUGGUGCACUGCGCAGACCUGAGCAAUCCUACAAAGCCUCUGCACGUGUAUCGGCAAUGGACGGAGAGAAUCAUGGAGGAGUUCUUCAGACAAGGAGACAAGGAGAGGGAGCGAGGCAUGGAGAUCAGUCCCAUGUGCGAUAAACACACCGCAUCCGUGGAAAAAAGUCAGGUGGGCUUCAUUGACUACAUUGUUCAUCCACUAUGGGAGACAUGGGGAGACCUUGUCCAUCCCGAUGCCCAGGAGAUCCUGGACACACUAGAGGACAACAGGGACUGGUACCAGAGCACUAUCCCACAAAGCCCAUCGCCACCUCCUGUGGGCCAGGACAAGGAGCUCAAUAAAUGCAUUGACAAGUUUCAGUUUGCGCUCACCCUGGAGGAGAGCUCUCAGAACGAGCAGGGACACGAGGGCGACGAAACCACGCCAAACCACGUGGCAGAAGACUGCACCGACAUGGACAAGGAUGACGAAAACGAGGAUAAGGAAGAUCUGAUGUCAGAGGAGAAGAACGAGGACACGAUAGAGGAAGAGGAUGAGGUGGCAAUGGAGGAAGAGGAAGAAGAGCUGAAAUCUCGGUUAGUCGAGGAGCCAGAAAAGGAAAGACUUUAUGACACAAGUCCUGUAGAAGAAGAGGAAGAUUCUUCUUCUCAAGCUGAAGAUACAUGAGGUCUGCUCCUGUAUCGCCCUCCUAACUUGCACACAUGAAGUUGUCGAUUCUUUAAAUGGUCAAACAAAGAACAAAUAUGACUGCAAUGACAAUACUAACCUUUAAAUAUAUUUUUCAAAAAGGGAAUACAUUCAAAAUCGCUCAAAGAGAAGCUAAUUACACAGCAACUGUAGAUUUGGAGUGAUGACAAGUUCUAGGACUAAUUUCACUUGGAACUUAAGACUAGUGGGAAUUUAGACGGCCAUUAUUGAUGGGCAGUGGAACGCAGUGUAGCACUCUGGUGACUGAAAUGCACAUAAAUAAACACACACGAAAUCACUCAAAAAUAUCUACAAAAACAUGAUCAAAAGCAAGUCUUGUAGAGUACAACAAUGCAAUGCGCAUACAUGAAUGCAGCAAUCCAUGCAGUAUAAACGCAUUUCACAUGUAUCCCUACCAUUUUUAGAAAUGCACACAGAUUUGCACCGACACACACCUGCACACACACACUUGACUGUAUGUUUGUAUGUGUGCAUUUACACAAGGGACAGUGAUCAGCGAUGAAUCUCUUUGGAAAAAGCCAUUCUUUAUCGGUGUAUUAACUAGUGUUCAGUCAGUAUUAGUAAUUCAUGUCUGUUAGAGUCUCAAUAGAAACUGCUCUCGUCAGAGAAGCUUCUGUGACUUUUUUGCCAUUUCUGUCAGAAAUGAAGGCUAAAAAAAAUAAAAAAUCCGCAGAGUUGGAGAAAGAGAAGAGCGAAAAAAAAGAAGAUGCUGCGCCGAAGGGGCCCAGAGAGGUCCCCUAUCAUUUUUCCCUUUACGAGGAGAGUGCUACUAGUGCAAGAUGGCUCUGUGCCUUUGUGAAACAUUAGCUUCCUGACUGAAGCUGUGGUGAAGCAAUGCAUUGUGGAACAGGAGAGUCUGACUUUAGGUAUCAUUUUUGAUUGUCUCUUGUUGAAAAUCUCUCUUUACUGUUCAAGGUAUCGUGUAUAACUCACACGUACAAGUUUCCGCGGCGAUAUGUUUUCUGCUGUAAGUCUUCCUUUCGUUGCUCUUCUGGUAAAAUGACAACUCAGAACUUUAGAUGCAGAGCAAUCACUUAACACCACCACUACCACCACUGGACUCUUUCCAGCUUAUAUAUUUAUUUCCUAAAAGACUGAUUUUAUUAUUAUUAUUAAUAUCAUUCUUCUUAUUAUUAUUAUUAUUUUCUAAACUUUCAGAGAAUAAGCCAUGAGAUGCUUUGAAGCAUAUACUUUUUUGCCUAUUUUAUAUUUACAAGUUUGCUGAAUAUGUCAGAAAAGGAGAGAGCGUUUCAUCAGCGGAACAAAAAUUCAUUUGCUGUCUCACAACCAUCCACUCUUUUCUAUUUUUUGUCUCCUCAUACAUAACAACUCUCACCAAAGUUAAGUAGGACAAGCUUCAGUGGGUGAGCUGAAUUGAAGGAAAUCAGGGAGGCAGAAUGUCAGGGAAAAGCUCUGGUAGUCCCUAGUCAUCCUUUCUAUGUUUGAUGGUUUGUUGCCUUAACGUUAGAUGCAGGAUACAUACCUAUAAGUAUGUAGAUUUAAAGAUAUAAUAUAGAUAUCCUAGUAUAUUUAUAUCACAUCUGUAUACUUAUUUCUGUGUUGGUGUGAGACAAUGUAUUUUGCGCAUGGAGGGGAAGCUGGAAACACUGCUGCCAGUUAUUUUUGUCGUGGCUGUGCUUAGAUCAACUAUACGAAUGUGUUGUUUU
This is a messenger RNA of Fundulus heteroclitus (mummichog), 5119 nucleotides long. RefSeq names its product phosphodiesterase 4A, cAMP-specific (gene pde4a). The coding region runs from base 1581 to 3410 and encodes 609 amino acids. Gene Ontology annotation, biological process: signal transduction. Gene Ontology annotation, cellular component: cytosol; nucleus; perinuclear region of cytoplasm. The record is from RefSeq and is a predicted model, not a curated record. Gene Ontology annotation, molecular function: 3',5'-cyclic-AMP phosphodiesterase activity. Lineage: Eukaryota; Metazoa; Chordata; Actinopteri; Cyprinodontiformes; Fundulidae. The transcript has 10 exons.